AUGCUGCACGGCUGCAGCACACCUGGCCGGCCUUUGCAAGCAACACUGCAGGGAAGGUACACAUACUCAACUCACGAUGUCUUGGGCGAGGGCCGGGCGGCUCGGGUCUACAAGGGCAUCGACCGCAGGCUUGGUUCCCCCGUGGCUAUCAAAAUAUAUCGGGACACCGACAGGAUGUGCCAACACUGCUUUCACAACAGCAUCGAGAUGUCUUCCUGGCUGAAACGUCCGAUGGGCCGUCAGCCUGCAGGGAGCGGCGGCCUGUGGACUGUGGACAUCAUGGGCCAUUCCGUGGACAGCCGUGGCUACCCUGGGGUUGAUUCGGAUGGAGUGAUGUUUACAGUCAUGGAGCUCGGUGCUGAGUCACUUGAGGAUGUGCUGGCGAACAGGUGCCGCGAAGAGAGGCACUUUUCCCUGACAGAGCUCCGCGAGCUUCAUUGGGCUCUGGUGUCCUUGGCUUGCCAGUUGGAAUCACAUGGCGUGGUUCAUUUGGACAUCAAGCCCUCGAAUAUCGUCAGAUUUCUAAAGGGUGAAAGAUGCCAGUGGAAGUUGGUGGAUCUGGACUGUGCAGUAAGGGCUGGUGUUGCUGUGCGAUACGGGGACGUCACCUUCACACCACCUUACAUGGCACCAGAACUGGCCAGAGCCUACCUGAAAGCGGGGCCUGGCAACGCCCAGCAUUGCCCAGUGGUUCUGGCUGUGUCGAUGGACCUGUGGAGUGUCGGGAUCUGUGUGCUGGAGACUGUGUUCCUAUCGUCAUUGCUGACCGACCGAUACUUGCAGCUGAAAAGAAGGACUGGCGGUGACAACGAAUUCUUGAGAUGGCUUGGUGAAGAACCCGGAGGGCUUAUCUUACCAAACAUGUACGACGCGGCGCGCAGAAGAAGCGGAGAGUUGGCCGACUUCCUGGUUGCCAUCUUGAAGAAG
Symbiodinium necroappetens is the source of this 927-nucleotide messenger RNA. The record is from the annotation of a GenBank genome assembly. Lineage: Eukaryota; Dinophyceae; Suessiales; Symbiodiniaceae.